AUGCUUCUCCUGUGGCACAAUACCUUAUCAGCUCAAGAGCUCUUUAUCAUCGAACGACUGAUGCUCAAGAUGACCGAUACAUCGUUUCCUGACGAGAUUUCCUUGGAAUUCAAUGUGUUUGAUAAAUCGCGCGCCGAGAUUUACGGUUAUAUACUAGGGAUCCUGCAGCGAUUGAAAAUCUAUGACGCCAUGGGGAUUACUCCUUCAGAAUUCCUGGAUUUUCUCAUUGACAUUGACUAUGGUUAUCUUCCCAAUGCAUACCAUUCAUUCUUUCAUGCCGCCGAUGUAACCAUUGUACUCUAUCACCUAUUAUGUCAUUUCGAAGUUUCCUCUUAUCUAUCAGCCCACGAUAUGGCAAUUCUACUCAUUGCAGGUUUAUGCCACGAUAUUGGCCAUCCUGGAAAAAACAACAACUAUCAAGUGAAUUUACAGACGGAACUCGCUGUACGAUAUGAAAACAAAUCCGUCUUGGAAAGCUAUUCGUGUACCCUAACGAUGGACUUAUUGACAAAACACAAACUCCUGCGGCACGUGGAAAAGGCAAGUGCGGCAAUGGGUACUCCUUGGACGGAGCCUGAAAUACGGUCGUCGAUCAUCAAGAUGAUUCUCGCGACCGACAUGAUAUUCCACUACGAGUUGCAGGAAAAUUUAACUGCAGUGCUUGACCUGGUGACCAAAACAGAAGAACGAUACACCGAAAAGGAACCACGCCAGUUGAGCAACCUACAUGAUCAUCCGAUUUUCCUUGCGGAACAACCGCCCAAUCCGAACGAUCCACGAUCCGAUACUGAAAGUGAUACAUCGUUUGAUGAUACAGUCAAUGACGAUACUCUAGCAAGGAUUACCACACCCGUUACCCCUCCAGCAGAAGAGGUCAAUGAUAUGACCCAUUCUCCUGCUUCCAUCGUACUGGAUCAGGAGCAGCGGGAUAUGUUGUGUCAAGUCCUGAUUCAUGCGGCCGAUAUCAGCAAUGCAGUAAGAUCAUGGCCGAUAUGCCAAGCAUGGUCCAACCUUGUAUGCGAGGAAUUUUUUCGUCAAGGGGAAGCAGAAAAAGAACAUGGAUUGCCAGUAUCACCCAACAUGGACCGUGACCAAAUCAGCCAAAGUACCAUCAGCCUUCAAUUUGGUGACUUUGUUGUUUAUCCAUAUUUCGAACUUAUUGCCGCUCUUUUUCCUAAAGCAGACGACCUACUACGGAACCUUGCCGAAAACAGAAAAGAGUGGCUGAAGCUAGAAGAAGAAGCGUUAGCCAGUACCGACGAAGACGAAGAUCUUGGCACCGUGACCUCGGAUGAACGAAGCCAAGAAGGCUGGGGACCACUGCCUUCCAAUAUUUUGCCAGAUCGACCUAUUGUGAAUCCUUCCGGUCGUCGCGUCAGUGUGGCCGCUGGUAUGGUGGUCAUUCCUGAAGAGUUGGAGAAACGGACCGUGGGUUACGGGCGAUUAAAACGCACGUAUUGGGGUGUGCGUAGCGUGAGCGUGGAUGAUCCAGUGGGUCGACCUCUGAAAGAAGAACAACAACGACGAAAGAGUGCAGAACCAAGUGUCAUGCUAAGAAAACUACAAUUAUCAUCGUUACCCCAUCGACCGACCAAACCUGUUAAACGAUCGUACUCUACUGCGCCAGAGAUGUUCUUUAUACAAUAG
Molecule: messenger RNA, 1647 nt
Organism: Radiomyces spectabilis
Lineage: Eukaryota; Fungi; Mucoromycota; Mucoromycetes; Mucorales; Radiomycetaceae
Exons: 3
Coding region: 1-1647 (548 amino acids)
Biological process (GO): signal transduction
Molecular function (GO): 3',5'-cyclic-nucleotide phosphodiesterase activity
Source: RefSeq, a predicted model, not a curated record